Trichomonas vaginalis G3 is the source of this 1038-nucleotide messenger RNA. Its product is annotated as protein of unknown function (DUF3447). The transcript has a single exon. Lineage: Eukaryota; Parabasalia; Trichomonadida; Trichomonadidae. The record is from RefSeq and is a predicted model, not a curated record. Bases 1 to 1038 code for a protein of 345 amino acids.
AUGAUAAAUUCCCUUCCUCAGCAGAUCAUCGAACAAAAGAAUGCGAUUGAAACAAUAUGGGGCUUAGCACCUAGUAACUACAAGAUGAUUUUUGCUGAGACUUUGAAAUAUUACGACUCACAAGCAAUUUCCGUUGACCAGAUAUUAGAGACACUAGGAUAUUAUUGCACCUAUAAUUUAAUGAAUCUUGGCCUUGCAUAUGAUUUCUGCAAAGACUUACAGGCCAAAAUACAAUUUUCCAAGGUACCAGUCUUCAUUAAAUCAUAUUCCCUCAGGAAGCUCUUGGAUAAUGAUCAGAUAAUUGAAGCAAAUUCCAAAAGCGCAAUCCAAAGCGAGCAAAUCUUUGCAUUCCGACAAAAUAACUUACAUUUCUCACAAGAAUUGACUCACCAAGACAUUUUAAAUGUAUAUGAAUUCAAGUCAAUUGAGUACACUCUUCUUCACGAUAAUAUCUUAAAGUUCAAAGAAUUUUUCCAAAAUUACUCUCCAUAUUCAGUUGAUUGCUUCAUGACUAUGAUUGAUUCUCCACACUACAAAGAGCUCAUUAUUCUUGAUGCUUGCGCUUAUUACGGAGCUACGAAGUGUUUUCAUUAUUUACUCGAAAACGGCUCUCCUAUCUCUUCAGAAACAUUUAACUGCGCAGUCAUCGGUGGCAAUCCAUCGAUCAUUCAUUCCUGCGAGUCCAUUCCGAAUAUCAAUGUUAGUAAUUCCGCAAUUGACCUUGCCAUCAAAGCUCAUCAUUAUACAGUUGCUCUUUGGCUCGAGGCGAAGUACAAACUUAGAUUCUCAUGGAAUUCUGUUCUUGAAACAAAAGAUUACAGAUUUCUGAUCAACAAAAUCAGAAAAAUCAAAGAUAUCAAUUGCGUCGACUCAAAGAGAACUACACUGCUUAAUGCGGCUGAAUCAUAUCAUGAUACUGAAAUAAUCAACUGGGUAAUUGCAGAAAGUAACAAAAACCCAAUGAACUUAAAAAAACUUGCACAGUGGGUUGUUAAAGGCAACGUUUCAAUCCACGCAAAGAAUAAUGUCUCCUUAUAA